Amoebophrya sp. A25 is the source of this 763-nucleotide messenger RNA. The record is from the annotation of a GenBank genome assembly. NCBI's taxonomy places the organism in Eukaryota, Dinophyceae, Syndiniales, Amoebophryaceae.
GGAGGUAGUCGUGGAGGAGUAGAUGAUGAGGAGUUCAGAGAUAGCAACGGAAGGAGCAUUAGUAAACCCAAAAAGAAAAAGAAGAAGAAGAAAAAGGACACCAACUACAUCAAGCGUUCUGAAGAUGAUGAAGUAGAAGAUGAAGAUGAUGAAUCAGAAGGUGAGAUAGGAGAAGAUAGGAAAAAGAAAAGUACUAGAAGUAGAUCGAGGUCAAGGUCGAAGAUCAAAGACUCUUCAUCUACAUCUUCGAGCGAGGACAGUAUAAUUGUUGAUGGCGACCACAGUGUUGAUUCUUCGUCGUCCAGUUUCACUUCCAGCAAAAAGAAGAAGAAAAGCAAGAAGAAAUCCUCGAAGUCCAGCGCUCGAGGUAGGAGCGUUUCAUUCUCUCCAGGCAAGAGGAGGCAAAGCAGAAAAGAUGACAAGAAAAAGAAGAGGAAAAAGUCCUCUCGUGCUCGUUCUUCGAAAGAGCAGGAGUCUUCGAGUACGAGCAGUAGCGGAGACGAUGAAGACAAGAAAGGGGCAAAGUCUAUGUCCAAGGGAGCACUUGUAAGCAAGAGUCAAAUACAGGCUGCUGCUGGUGCUACAGGUGCUUCUUCAUCAGAAGCGAGUCCAGCAGUUCCAGUUGCAACUUCAAGUACUACAGAGGUUGUAAUAGAUAAGGUACUAGAACCUCCACCAGCAUCAGUUGUACCACAGACCAUCCGCCUAGAAGAUAUCAUGUUGAAUGCAGUGGUUGCACGCCAAGCCCUAGCCGAAGGCCGCC